Messenger RNA from Linum trigynum, 915 nucleotides. The record is from the annotation of a GenBank genome assembly. NCBI's taxonomy places the organism in Eukaryota, Viridiplantae, Streptophyta, Magnoliopsida, Malpighiales, Linaceae.
AUGGAGGGAGGUCUCCGAGGGCUGAAGGGGGGGUCUCCGAGGGCUGAAGCGGUCUCUCCGAGGGGUGAAGACCGGGUGUCUCCGAGGGUUCCAAGGAGGACUACUGAACCUAUUGACGAGAUUGACGAGAAUGCAGAUAAUACUGCCACAUCCAUGCCUGAACAACCGGAGAAGACAGGUGGCCGAAAGAGGGGGCUGACCAAAGGUGUUCAAGUGAUGGCACGAACCACUAGGGGGAGUAGGAUCGAUGGAGUAUUCCUGCAGGAGAACAGCCACGCAAUUGUGGGCCCUAACCAGAAGUUGCUGAACACAGAAGUUGGUGUCGUUGCUCGUAUGAUGGCUCCCAUAAGGAAGUACUAUUGGACUGAGUUAACUGAUGAAGACAAACACCCUAUGUUUGUGAAACUAGAGAGCGAGUUUGCAUUUGCCUCAGCUACUGAAGAGGUGAGGAAGGCUUUAGAUAAGAAACUCCACAAACGCUUCUUGAACUACAAGUACACCUGUCAUAAACACUACAAGGAACUGGAAGACCCCACCAAAGCUCGUCUGAACCCUCCAGAAGGAGUGAAACAGGAAGACUGGGAGGCCCUCUGUGAGCACUUUGAGAGUGAUCGAUUCAAGGGGCGGAGCACAAAUAAUAUACAAAACAAGGCUAAGCAGCAGUAUGCUCACACUACUGGGGCAAAAUCCCACGACCAGAGAGUGUAUGAAAUGGAGCAAAAGAAGCUGGCUGCACAAGCAGCUCAAACGGAGCAGGUAGAUGAUGACCAGGAUGCUGAGGAUGAUGAGGCGGUGCCCGUUGAUAUUGAGCUGUAUGCCAACACGCACAAGAAGGCAAGUGAUGGUACUUGGGUGAGCGAGGAACUGAAAGCGAAUUAUGUAAGCCCUUCUGCUCCUCUUAAAUUGUGUACCUAG